Molecule: messenger RNA, 969 nt
Organism: Bactrocera dorsalis (oriental fruit fly)
Lineage: Eukaryota; Metazoa; Arthropoda; Insecta; Diptera; Tephritidae
Exons: 2
Coding region: 55-954 (299 amino acids)
Source: RefSeq, a predicted model, not a curated record
CUUUAUGUCAACAGCAGAACUUUUUUACGCACGUCAACAGCAACACACCCGGGUAUGUACAUACGUUUUGUAUGGCAAAUGGCACGCCGUUAUAACUCGGCAGUAGUUGGUGACGAGGCUUUAGAUGAAUGUGUAGGUGAUAUUCGUGGUGAUGACUCAGACUUAGAAGAGCCCACGUUACCAGAAUAUGACCCAGAGGACGACAGUGAUUCUGAUGAAGAACUUGAAGAUGCACCAAUUGAAGCUGGGGAAUAUUUUACUGCCAGAGAUGGUAAUGUUUGGUCUUCGAUACAACCACAACCUGUAAGAUUCCGUACGCACAACAUUCUAAGAAGUGCACAAUCUGUACCAGUACGGGCAACGCAAGGUUUGACCAUUUCAGAAACGUUCAAACUGAUAAUGUCAGACGAAAUAUGCGACAUAAUUUUUCGUGAAUCAAAUCGAAAGGCAAGGCAAUUCUUUUAUGAUGACAAUGCAAAACAUCCAACAAGAGAACCGAGAUCAUGGAUUUCCAUAACAGAAAGUGAAUUUGAUGCAUAUUUGGGCAUACUUUUGCUAAGUGGCGUUACACAUUCUGGUUACGUGCAUACGAAAGAUUUUUGGAAUACUAAAUCACAUCCAUUAUAUCGUGCUGCAAUGAGUGUACGACGAUUUUGGGAAAUUAGCCGCUUCAUUCGUUUUGAUAAUGGAAACACACGCCAGCAACGCAAACAAACUGACAAAGCAGCAGCAAUAUCGGACGUUUUUUUGAUGCUAAACAGCUGUCUUCGUAGAUAUUACGUGGCAGAAGCCAACGUCACCGUAGUUGAACAAUUGUAUGCUAAUCGUGGUGGAACUGGCUUCACGCAAUACAUACCAUCAAAACCUGCCAAAUGUGGGAUAAAAGUGUGGUGGGUGUGCGACUCCAUUUCGUCCUAUCCAUUGCAGGUACUAUCAAUAUUGUUGAAUGUAUAAAUAACUAAAUUGAAU